GCAGCAGCCCGAGUCUGGGGCUUGUUGCACGUGCGGCGCGGACUGAGGGUGCAGAGAAGGGGGCGGCGCGCGCGUGCGUGUGCCGCGUAGGGGUGUUCGGCUGGGUUUUGAGUGUGGAACGAUUCGAUGCCGUCUGUAGUGGCUGAGAUUCCCGCGGCUGCUUCUCGGGGCUUCCUGGGUUGAGUCCCCUUCAUGAUCUGUCACCAGGAGUAGUCUCGGAGACGCACCUCGCCGUGGGAACAUGAAUCUUUUACCUAAAAGCUCCAAGGAGUUUGGCUCUGUUGACUAUUGGGAGAAGUUCUUCCAACAGCGAGGGAAGAAAUCUUUCGAAUGGUAUGGAACCUACCUGGAACUCUGUGAAGUGCUGCACAAAUACAUCAAGCCCAGGGAAAAGCUGCUUGUGAUUGGCUGUGGCAACUCAGAGCUCAGUGAGCAACUGUAUGAUGUGGGCUAUCAAGAUAUCGUGAAUAUUGACAUCAGUGAGGUGGUCAUCAAGCAGAUGAAGGAGCGCAAUGCCAGCCGACGCCCCCACAUGAGCUUCUUGAAGAUGGACAUGACACAGAUGGAGUUUCCUGACGCCACAUUCCAGGUGGUGUUGGACAAGGGCACGCUGGAUGCUGUCCUGACAGACGAGGAGGAGCAGACCUUGCAGCGGGUGGACAGGAUGCUGGCUGAGGUUGGCCGGGUCCUGCAGGUGGGCGGUCGCUACCUCUGCAUCUCCCUGGCGCAGGCUCACAUCCUGAAGAAAGCAGUGGGUCACUUCUCUCGGGAGGGGUGGAUGGUGAGGGUACACCAAGUGGCCAGCAGCCAGGACCAGGUGUCUGAAGCAGAGCCUCGGUUCUCCCUGCCUGUCUUUGCCUUCGUCAUGACCAAGUUCAGGCCAGUCCCUGGCUCUGCCCUUCAGAUCUUUGAGCUGUGUACUCAGGAGCAGGGCAAGCCUGUGCGGCUGGAGAGUGCCGAUGGACUGGCUGAGGCCGUGCGGGAGCGGCAGCACUAUGCUUGGCUGUGUAGUCAGCUGCGCCGCAAGGCUGGGCUGGGGAGUGUGUCUCUGGACUUGUGCAGUGGGGACACUGGGGAGCCACGCUACACCCUCCACGUGGUGGACAACCCCACUGUGAAACCAUCGCGGGACAGUCAUUUUGCCAUUUUUAUCAUACCCCAGGGCCGAGAGACCGAGUGGCUCUUUGGCAUGGACGAGGGCCGGAAGCAGCUGGCAGCCAGCGCAGGCUUCAGGAGGUUGGUCACAGUGGCUCUUCAUCGCGGCCAGCGGUAUGAUGGCAUGGAAAGCAUUCAAGCAGAGCUAUCAACCAGAGUCAUGGAGCUGGCCCCGGCCGGGAUGCCUCCCCAGCAGCAGGUUCCCUUCCUGUCUGUGGGUGGGGACAUUGGAGUCCGGACUGUUCAGCACCAAGACCACAGUGCCCUGAGUGGUGACUAUGUUAUUGAGGAUGUGCAAGGGGAAGAUAGGUGGUACUUUCGGCGGCUCAUCUUCCUCAGCAACAGGAACGUGGUGCAGUCGGAAGCCAGACUGCUGAAGGAGGUGUCUCACCGAGCCCAGAAGAAACGGAAAAAGGACAGGAAGAAACAGCGGCCUGCUGAUGCUUCUGAGGACGUCCCUCCUGCCCCUGGGCAGUCCAUUGAUAAGAGUUACCUCUGCUGUGAACACCAUAAAGCCAUGAUCGCUGGCCUUGCCCUGCUGAGAAACCCAGAGCAGCUCUUAGAGACUCCGCUGGCAUUAUUGGUGGUGGGUCUAGGAGGAGGUAGCCUCCCCCUCUUCGUUCAUGAUCAUUUCCCAAAGUCUCGUGUGGAUGCCGUUGAGAUUGACCCCUCCAUGUUGGAAGUGGCCACCCGGUGGUUUGGCUUCUCCCAGAGUGACCGGAUGAAGGUUCACAUUGCAGAUGGCCUGGCCUACAUUACCAGCCUGGCAGGAGGAGAAGCUCAACCCCACUAUGAUGUGAUCAUGUUUGAUGUAGACAGUAAGGAUCCGACACUGGGGAUGAGUUGUCCUCCCCCAGCGUUUGUGGACCAACUUUUCUUGCAGAAGGUCAAAAGCAUCCUGUCUCGUGAAGGUAUCUUUAUCCUUAACCUUGUGUGUCGUGAUGUGGAGUUAAAGGACUCAGUGCUGGCUGGACUCAAGGCAGCCUUCCCUCUCCUGUAUGUUCGGCGAAUUGAGGGCGAAGUGAAUGAGAUCCUGUUUUGUCAGCUGCAGCCAGAGCAGAAGCGUGCUACACCAGAGCUCCUGGAAAUGGCCCAGGCUUUGGAGCGGACCCUGAGGAAGCCUGGGCAGGGUUGGGAUGACACCUAUGUCCUGUCAGAUAUGCUGAAGACUGUAAAGAUUGUGUGAUCAGCUUUCUGCCCAGACUGAUGUGAACUGGGCUGCUGGAGUAUGACACACAGGUCUUUUAGACCUCAUGUUUCUCUUGGUGACAUCCCUCCGACCUUUUGGGAUGGGAGGCAGUCCCAGGGAUGAUUGCUUUGAUUUUUUUUUUUUUUUAGAAGUGUGGUUAUGGACGAAGAACGGGACUGGUCAUCUGCUUCUGGAGGCUGAGGGAAGGCCAAGGGAGAAGUUACAGUUGGGCAGUGUCCUACUGUGGAUCUUCAGUGUCUUCCCAAAGGUCAUAUGUUGAAAGGUGGCUCGGGCUUUGUGGAGGAGGUUAGGUCACCGGUGUGCCCUUGAAGGACUGUAGAGACACUGGCUUUUCUCUUUUGGCCACUGUCAGGUGAAGCACUCAAACUACCAUAUCUUCCCUCCCAUGAUGCCCUGCUUCACCUCAAGCCCAAGGACAAUGGGUCUGCCCACUCAUGGCCUAGAACCAUGACUAAGCCAAUAAAUCUUUCUUCCUUGCAAGGAGGUUUGUUUUGAGAAUUUUUAUAGUAACUGAAAGCUAAGAGCAGUUUUCAGCUUCAUUUCCUAUAAUGUGUACCAAUGAAGACCAGUGUGUUCUAGCUGCUGACCUUUCCCCGUCCCUCAACUGACUCCAGGGCACUCACUAGCUUUUGUGGAGAAGGUUUUAGCACACAGAGUCACUUCCUAUGUCCCAUCUUUCCCACUAAAAAAAAUGAUUUACUUUUGUAUUAAGGUCAGGCAAAUGAGUCUGUAUGAGAAUUUUUAAAAACUUGAUUAUUUUACAAUUUCACACAUAUGUAUACAAUUUCAUACAUAUAUGUGCUUGUAUACAUGUAAUGUACUUUGAUUACAUUUCCCCACCCCAUUAUUCCCCAUCGUCUCCCUCUCAAACAAUCCUUUCCCUAACAAAAAUUACAUCUUCUUUGUCUUGGUAGACCACUGCAUUUAAUUAGUGUUGCUUGCAUGACAAUAGGUGGGGGUUAUUUACUUGAGCACAGUGGUUAUACCACUGUAGAGUAUUAUUUCCACUUCCAUCCCGCAAACAUUAGCUAUAUAGCGCCUUGGGAAGGAGUGGGGCUUUAUGAGCCUUUCCCCCUUUAUAAGACUUCUGCUUAACUUUGGGCAUAACAGGUGCUGGGAAAGGAGAGUUGUGAACCUAAGGCCGUUAACAAAUUGUUAGGUCUAAAGCAAAUGCUGGGGGAAGAACAGGCAAUCCAGAGAAGAAACACCCAUGCCCCAUAGGUUGCCAGAAAGGUAUCCCUAGUGUGGCUAGGUCUUUACUGUGAGCCAGAAAUUUUAAGUGUGUAUGGGGGUAAGCUUCUGUGUAUUAAAGUGUUGGCCAAUCAGAAACCAUUUUGAAGACAUUUAAUCCAUGUGCCAGAAAGAUUAUCUUCCAUUUAAGAGAUAGCAUUUAGAAAUGCAGAAUGCCAGAGAGUCUGGACUAACCCCUGCCUUCGAGCAUAUUACAAAGAGCAAGCUGAGAGCUUGGAGACAAAACUAAAGUCUUACCUUGUUUUAACUCAAGUGUUCUUAGAAUGGUCGUGGUUGGUUGCUGUGGUUCUCACAGUCUGGAAAAGUAUACAGUUUUCACUUUCCAGAACAACCAGGGAAUAGGAUGAGAAUACAAUAUGAUACCUUGGUCCCUACCAAACUGUUGACAGAGGUUUCUGUCCCGCCUAGUCCCGCAGCUGUUUAGUCCCAAAGAAACACAGAGGUCUACAUUAAUCAUAAACUGGUUGGCCUAUUAGUUCAGACUUUUUAUUAACUCUUAAAUGGCACAUCUUAACCCAUAAUUCUUGUCUGUGUUAGCAAUGUGGCUUGGUACGUUUAUCAGCAAGGCAUUCUCAUCUUGCUUCCACUACGUCUGGGUGAUAACUGCAGACUGCAAUUUUUCCAGAAUUCUCUUGUUCUCGUUGCCCUGCCUCUACUUCCUGCCUGGUUGCCCCACCUAUACUUCCUGCCUGGCUACUGGCCAAUCAGCAUUUUAUUAAGAUAUAAGUGUCAAAUCUUUACAAAGUACAAGACCAUUGUCCCACAGCACCAAACAAGUUCUGCAGCAAUAUAAAAUGGUUAAAGUUGACUAUUGCCUCUUAUCCUGCACCUGCACCAAGUCUUCACUGCCAACCUAUCACACCUUAGCUUGCUAACUGGGUAACUUCCAUAGUCUGUCUUUUAUGGGUAUAGAAACAAUUUUUAUCUAUACUACACUUUGGAGUCACUUGGCAUAGUAAGCAGAAUAAUGCUUCUCCAAAAAUGUCUGCAAUCUGUGAAUAUGGUACAGCUCACUGAUGGGGAAUUAUUGUAACAAGUAGGCUUGAUGCUAGUCAGCUGAUUUUAAACCAUUGAGGUUAUUUUGGAUUAUGGAGGUUGGCUCAAUGUUAUCAUGAGGUUAUUUAAAUAGUGGAAGGAGGCAGAAGUGUCCAUAUCAAGGUGAAACAAUGUGCUGAAGAUUGCACUGGUCACUGCUGGUCUUGGAGAUGAAGGUCACUAGCCAAGGAACACAGUUGGCCUGUUGUAGCUAGGAAAUAUAAGAAAACUUACCAGGAGUUUCCAGGACCGAAGCUCUCUGCCCUGCGUGCUCCAGCAUUGUGGAAACUGCCCCCAACUCAGGUUUAGCCAGUACAAUUCAUUUUUGGAUUUCUGAAUUACAGGAUCCUGGUAGUUUAAAUACAGUGGACCCCCAUAAGGUUAUAGGGAAGUGGCCCUAUUAGGGGUGAGGCUUUGUUAGAGCAGAUAUGGCCUUGUGGGAAGAAGUGUGUCAUGUGGGGGUGGGCUUUGAGGUCUCAUAUAUGCUCAAACCAUGCUCAGUGUCUCAGUUCACUUCCUGUUGUCCGAGGAAGAUGUAGGACUCUGAGCUAUCUCUAGCACCAUGUCUGCCAGCAGGCAGCAAUGUCUCACCAUGAUGAUAAUGGGUUGA
This is a messenger RNA of Alexandromys fortis (reed vole), 5261 nucleotides long. It is a transcript of the gene Mettl13, whose product is annotated as methyltransferase 13, eEF1A N-terminus and K55. Lineage: Eukaryota; Metazoa; Chordata; Mammalia; Rodentia; Cricetidae. Bases 242 to 2341 code for a protein of 699 amino acids. The transcript is spliced from 8 exons. The record is from RefSeq and is a predicted model, not a curated record.